ACUUACUACUACAAGUAUGACUACUCCCACCAUUGCUGUUGUGACCCAAGCAUCAACAACACUUACCCAGCAGCCAACUGUGGUGACAGUAUCUUCCGCUCAGGCCGCUCAGACCAUAGCAUUACAACAGAAACUACUUGCACUGCAACAGCAACAGAAACAGAUUCAGGCACAGCAACUGAAACAACAGCAGCUGCAGCAACUACAGCAGCUAGCAUCUAUACAGGGUAAAGACAAACAGUUGCAGUCACAGUUCCAACAACAGAUGUUGCAGAAACAAGCUCAGAUUAAGCAGGCUGCUGCAAUUGAAAGCAUGCGAGUCAAACAAAAAGCAAUGACUCCAGAAGAAAAAGCUGAACAACAACGAAUGGCAAUCUGCAAUCAAGUGAUGAAGAGCCUACUGGAUAAGAUUGAUAAAGAAGAGCGACAGAAUCUGAAAAGAAAGAAACAGCAGGAAAAUAAAGAGGAAAAACGUAGCCGCCUUACUGCCAAUAAACUGAGUGGAAUGCUGUUCAAACAAAAAGAACUGUUGAAAAAAGAGAUCAUGAGGAAAAGAGAAUCACUGGAAAAGAACUUGACAUUUGAAGUUCAGGAGGAAAUCAAACAAGAACAAAAAGCAAAGAAAAGAAAGAAGACUGACACUUCAAGUCGUUUUACUGCUGUUGCUGCCGCUCCUCCUCCAGCUGUUAUUGUUGCUGCUCCUGCUGCUGCAAUUGUCACUUCUGUUGCAGCUACUCCUAGUAUUGUGAAAACUACUGUUGUUACUGAAGAGUUUACUUCACCAAAACCAAAGAAGAGGAAGAAUGAUGAAAAGCUCUACUGUGUUUGUAAGACUCCAUAUGAUGCUACUCAGUAA
This is a messenger RNA of Saccoglossus kowalevskii, 856 nucleotides long. RefSeq names its product nucleosome-remodeling factor subunit BPTF-like. The record is from RefSeq and is a predicted model, not a curated record. Gene Ontology annotation, molecular function: RNA polymerase II cis-regulatory region sequence-specific DNA binding. NCBI's taxonomy places the organism in Eukaryota, Metazoa, Hemichordata, Enteropneusta, Harrimaniidae. Gene Ontology annotation, biological process: regulation of transcription by RNA polymerase II. Gene Ontology annotation, cellular component: NURF complex.